Molecule: messenger RNA, 1629 nt
Organism: Mercurialis annua (annual mercury)
Lineage: Eukaryota; Viridiplantae; Streptophyta; Magnoliopsida; Malpighiales; Euphorbiaceae
Product: GATA transcription factor 11-like
Exons: 3
Coding region: 175-1110 (311 amino acids)
Biological process (GO): regulation of DNA-templated transcription
Molecular function (GO): sequence-specific DNA binding; zinc ion binding
Source: RefSeq, a predicted model, not a curated record
CGAGCGCAGUGAAACAAUACUCCCCUCUCAUCUCUUUAGAAGGCUAAAAAUCCCAAUCUCAGACAAAGAGAUUCAAAAGGAAUCUCACAUUUCACUGUUAUCUCUCCUCUCUCUCACUUGCAUUAUCGAAUGAAUUGAACUGAAACGUCGUCGUUUUCACGCCAGGGUAAUAUUAUGGAUGAUUCUUGGUUUUUCGACAAAAAUUUCAACGACGUCUCUGAUGAUUUUUUCGACCCCAUUACGUACUUUGAUUUUCCGUUGGAGGAUGUGGAAUCAAAUGAGCCGAUUGAAGAUUGGGAUUCUCAGUUUCAAAAUAUCCCAACACCAUCUACCUUAUUUACUGAUUUCAGUUCCGGUAUCUGUGACCAAAACAGAAAAGACAGUUUGAAACUAAAGAAAGGUGCAAUUUUGAGUGAUGAAUCUUCUCAGCCUAAACCGUGUUUGGGAGCCGCUGAAGCAUCUUCCAGCAGAAAAAUCCCCCUUAAUUAUGGCUCUUCAGAGAGCAAACAUCCACACCUGUUCUGGACCACUAGCCCAGUUUCUGUCCUUGAAAGUAGCAGCAGCUCUUCCUCAGCUGAAAAUCCAACAGUUUACCACCCCAAUUUUGUCAUCCCGGUGAAACGCCCUCGUAGCAAGUGUGCACGUCUGCGGAGGCGCACAUUCCCUUUCCUCUCAUUGCUGAAUGAUUGUCCUUCUUGGGCUGGUAUUGAAGAAGAAUCGGAAUCUUUAUUUUUUCAUGAGCAACGGUUGCACCUUGCCAAGCAGAAACAGAAGAAGAGGAAGAAUCUGAUGACAUUGUCUUGUAAUUAUGAUGCGAUGAAACCUUCAUCAUCACAUGCUCGAAGUGACAUAAGAAAAUGCACACACUGUGAGGUGACUAAAACUCCACAAUGGAGAGAAGGACCAAUGGGGCCCAAAACACUUUGUAACGCUUGUGGAGUGAGAUUUAGGUCUGGCCGUCUUUAUCCAGAGUAUCGUCCUGCUGCUAGUCCUACCUUUGUUCCGGCAUUGCACUCUAACUCCCACAGGAAGGUGACAGAGAUGAGAAAGACUACUAUUAUGCCCGCAAUGAACACAGCGCUGCCCCAAGUUCCGGAGUAUUCAUUUUGAUAGCUAAUUUGUUUGAUUCUUAAUUAGGAGAGUAGCACUUGUAGCUGGGAGCCGUCUGGCUCUAUAUUUUCCGUUUCCAAAUGUGUUAGCCGGUUGUUUUUUUUGUACAUUUACUGAAUAAGAACUAGGAACCUUAGAUGAUUAGAUGAUUGGCAGAAGCAGCGAUGAUGAUGAUAAGUUAAACCGAGUAAAUGUCUCAGAGUGAGGCAGAGAAAUGUACUGUAGAAGUUCAGGUGUAGGGUUAUUGUUUUAUUCCCGUUAGUGAUGCCAAAAAUUCAUUUCUCUGCAUUUUUUUUAACAGAGGUUGCUGUAAGCAGGAUCGGGAUCAUGAUCUGGUGAGGUCUUGAAAUGCCGACUCUCUAUUCCUCUACUUGUUUUUAGACGGCAAUUUUCCUUGUCUGCCUCAUCCCAUAGGCGAUAGCUAAUAUCAGUUUUGGGAACUGUUGUAUAGUAUGUUUGUAUUCUUUAAUUCCUUUGGAGAUCUGAAUUGAAAUUAUUGGUAAGUAACUUUGUUUGAUA